This is a messenger RNA of Lottia gigantea (owl limpet), 1542 nucleotides long. RefSeq lists its product as hypothetical. Bases 1 to 1542 code for a protein of 513 amino acids. The record is from RefSeq and is a predicted model, not a curated record. The transcript has a single exon. NCBI's taxonomy places the organism in Eukaryota, Metazoa, Mollusca, Gastropoda, Lottiidae.
AUGUCAGCAGCGGUAUUUGAAAAGAAAGCUUAUUUUAUAGGUACAUGGAAGGAUGAUGCGGUAUCGGACAAUAUUAUCAAACAAAUUGCCACCCUUACAACGUUGGAGAAAGGGCGUAAAGUGAAACUCAAGUUGACACCGGAAGGUUUAAGGAUCACUAAGAGUAACAUGUUCUUAAUGAAAACAUUGUUCGAUUACAUCCCCCUUUAUGAUAUUUUCUUUAUGACCAUCAACCAACAACAUCCUAUGUGCCUAAUGUGCGUCAUCCGAGAUCCGGAUCAUAAAUACACCAUCAUUGCUUUCCGUUGUGCUUCCGAGCUCAUCGCUGGUACCUUUGUUCAGAAUUUUAGAGCAUGGAAAAAGACUGCUGGACAAGAAAACGUCGAAUUCCGUAAAAAGGAUGAUGGUAAUUGGACUCUUCGAGAAAGAUCCAAUGCUAAUGCAAGACGUGAACUUCAGCAGCUGUUCAACUCUGAACCUACUCAAGAUGUUAAACCUCAACUGACUGGUGGAAUCUUUUAUAAGAAAUCUGAAAAGAGAAAUAGCGAUGAGAGGAAAACCAACAUCUACGAACAGACCCCUUACGCCCCUAUGAAUGGUGUUAAAACUGAGGUGUAUACUGAAGGCUAUACAACCAGUGGUCAAGUGAUCCAUAAUUCUGUUCCUAAAGCUGUUGUUCGUGAUGACGAUUCAAUGUCCCAGAUAUCGGAUAUAUCCACAAUGAAAGGUGAAAUGGAAGCCCUCUCAUCUGAACUGAAGGAAGUCAAGUACCUAUUGGAAAGGUCGACAGGAAUGACUACUCGGGAACAUUAUAUGCGUGCUGGAAUAGCACCUGCAGUUACCAACAACAAUGAAACCUAUGCCGUUAACUACAAUAAAUAUAAAGAACCGAUCGUUGUGGACAGAAGAAGCAGUAGCAACUCAUCAGUAGUGGCAAAAGUUGACGUACCGGACCAUAGGAACUAUGGAAGUCAAACUUUCAAAACAACCACCACAGUCCAUCAUGACGGGCCUGAGCAUUUGAUUGCUAAAUCAUAUAGAAAUUCGGGAGAAUUGGAGCCGGACGCAGACAAAGGGCGAUACAGGGUUCAUUCAGUUAGUAAAGGAGACGUGGAAAUGAGACGUGCUCCUCAUUCUGCCAAACCGGAUGUAGAAUACAGCGUUGCCCGACACAGUAACGGUUUCAAAGCUGAAGAUGGUAUUGUAUACGCAGCACAGAAAGAAGCUAAUGUUAGCACUGUAGCUUAUCCGGCAGCAACCUUACCAGCAACUAGAAGUCGGGUUAAUAGUAUGAGCAGCACCGUCGUUUCGGGACACCCUGGAUACGCUUACGGAACUAAAUCCAGCACCCUUAAGUUUCGACCGACUUAUAGUGGAGUUCCAUCGGUGGUUCAACGUCCGAUAGAAGACAUUUAUGCCAAGCCCGUGUUGAUUAGACGCGAUUACAUCGUAAGUCGCCGUAGAAGACCUCAUACCAUGUACGUUAACAUACCACGAGAAGAACAUGUCUAUAGUAGCCAGGUUAUUAGAGGUGAUAUGUAA